AUGCGAUGGCCAUUAUAUUUGGCUUGUAUUUUAUGCAGUCUACAUAAAAUCGCCGCCAGAUACCAAUGGAAACGCACCGUGCAGCCGAAGAAAUUGGACGAAAUAAAGAUUCUCGACUUCGGAGAAUCGCUUCGGUUUCAGGCCAAUGAAAGUUGGGCCCAUCGAAGGACGGAGGUCCUGUGGAUGGGUCGGAGAGAUUGUGUGGAAGCGCGGUUUCGAGUGGAGGGGAAACGCACACGGUAAGUCUUUACGGAGGAGUUUUUGUUGGGAUUUAGGCAGCCCAAGAUGCGAAAAAUUCGUUCUAACAAGGAAAAACAUUGCUAUACCCCAAGUGCGACGCUCAGAUUUUGAUGAAACUUGUUUUCUUCUCUCUCCUCUCUCUGCAUUUCGCGCUCUCUUUGGUCGGAAAUGAUUGCUGAAUAUCUCAGAUCACCCUUGAAAGCGCGAGCUUAAAUUUGGAUAGUUCAUAUGUGGCCUAUGCCCAAAAUAUGUGGCCUAUGCCCAAAAUAUGUGGCCUAUGCCCAAAAUAUGUGGCCUAUGCCCAAAGUUGUGCGCAAAUUUUGAAGCAAAUCUGAGCGCCGGACUUGGGACACCCAUGUUAGUCAUCAAAAUCCUGCAAAUUUGAUGACUAAUGAGCGAAAAGAAGGUGGGAUUGCGGGUAAUAUGAUAUUCUUGGGGUAAUAACUUCGUGGUUAAAAAGAAAAUAAAAGAUCAUGGUUUGCUUGCGCAAGUCAAAUCUCUCUUCAGUUCGCUCUCCCAUUUCUCUCGAGAGAUUUGCCGGAUUUACCACAGGUGAAAUUUAAAAAUUUGGUCAUAAAUGAGAAGCAAAGAGGCGAGGAAUUUUGCUGCGACAAAUCCACAUUAUUUUCCCGACAGACUGACAUUAGGAUUUCGUUUUGAAGGCAGCAUGAAAUCAGUCAAAUUACAGUCAAAAUCUCAGAGCAAUAAAUUGAUAGGCACGGAAACAUAAUUCAUUAUAGAAGGGUUUGGUCCGACGAGACUUUACUUGGCCAAGCGACGAGUCGUGAAACCUCGAAAAAUGUUUGUUACAGACAGGUUUCGACACAUGAGAGUUCGGUGCCGUAGGUGCCUCAUUUUUUGUUAUCAGUUUGUCGAGAAAAUAAUGAACCCUCUGUUGAAUAGAAAAUCACAUCGCUGCCGAGAAAAUGUAUUUUUGCGGGCGAAAUCAAAUAACUUUUCACUUCAACGACGCCACCGGCGCGGCGACAUUUUGCUCAUUAUUUACCCGACAGACAGAUAACUAUAUAAAAAUUUUUACGGGAGGUUCACCAUGGUCUAAAAUGACUCUAAGAAUCUUUAAAAAUGCACGCUAUAGAGAGGUUUUUUGUGUGGUAAUCCCUCGCGCGGUGUUUUCAUCAAAAAAGCUCAUUUAUUUUUGUAUCAAAAAAGUAUGUAUGUCAAAAAUCAGCUCGUAUCCUCUCCUCUCAUUCCCCCGAGACAACAAACAUCAAGCGCACUUUACACAUUCUUCCUCCCUAAACAUGUGAUUCAUACAACAACCAUUUUUAGCCGGGCUUUUAAAAAUAUCUUUUGGAAUUUGAUUAUCUUGUCCCAAAGAGAAUUUUUUUGAAGCCGAUCCGAGAGUUUGUUUUUCCGUUUCCGCUGGGAAUUCAAUUUCGAUAAUUUUCAUAUGUUUCGGAAACCGGGAAAGGCCAUAGGCCGCGGCCGGGGAGAUUUUUUUAAAGGAUUAUUUUUUGAAAAAAAAAUAUGAAAUGGCUUUGAAAAAAAACGUUAAAAAUUUACAAAAAUUCAGUCUGUCGGGAAAGUAAUGAGGAGAAUUUCGUUCCGCUGGUAGCGUCGCUGAAGUGACAAGCAAUUUGAUUUUGUCGCAACACAAUUCAUUUUAUCGGCGGCGAUGCGAUUUUCGAUGCGACAAAGUGGUCAUUAUUUUCCCGACAAACUGAUAGUAAGAUUUUUCAACACUAUUUUCCCGACAGACAGAUCUAGCCUCUUUGGAGGCCCAUUUUUUAUAUCUUUUUUCUGAUUUUAAAAAAAUAAUUCUCUAAAACACGUUCCUUCUGCUCAAGAAUCAACUAAUUAGCUCAAUUCCAAUUAUUAUCAAGAAAUUUCGCCCUCUCAAAAUUGUUGAAUAAAAAAAUGAAAAAGUAACAACAAAAAAGGCUCUGCUCUGAAUGGGCACUUCAAAAGUCUCGAAACAAAAAAAAGAAAAAGAUGAGAAUGCCUAACGAAGAUGCUCGGAGGGAUUCGUCGUCCUUUCAACUUGCUUUGAAACCACUUUACUUUUUACCUGGCAAAAAGUAAUAAAACCCUUUGAAGAAAAGUGAAGCUACCUAAAAAUAAAAAAAAACUGUAAAAAAUUUUAAUCCGUCUGUCGGGAAAAUAAUGAGCACUUUUUCGCAGCGAAAAUCGCAUCGCCGCCGAGAAAAUGAAUUGUGUCGCGACAAAAUCAAAUUGCUUUUCACUUCAGCGACGUGGCCGGCGAGAGCGAGAUGGUGCUUAUUAUUUUCCCGGCGGGCUGGUAGAACGCAAUUUUUAGAGAGUAUUAGUUUUGUAUGCAAUAAAAAAAUUGUCCUUUUUGUCAACCUCCGAUCUACAAAUCUGGCUGGUUUCUGCUAAGCGCAGGCUAGAAAUGUCAUAUAUAAGUCUUAAUUAAUCUAAAUUUGUGGCAAGUUUCAUCAAGAUACAUAUAGUUGUACUUUAAUAAAAUUUCAAGCAACUGCCCGGUAAACCUUUUUUUGUCAUUCUCUUUGACCCUCAGAAGCCUUCAACUACCACGCCGUUUCCAAAAUGCGUAGACUUUUCGUCGCAAAGCUUUUUGCACAAUGCAAAAAGUGGCAAAAUUCACCAUGCGCCGCCAAAAAAGUCUCUGCACUUUAUGGAACGACUACUAUUUCUCUAUUGUAUUCAAACACUAUCUCUUUUUGUUGGCUUCUCCCCUCUUUGCAAUGCACUACAGGCCAAAAGAAGCCCCGAAAUUGGAUAAAUGCGAACGGUGCUCCGAAUGACAUAAUAGGCAGACAAAAGGGCGCUACGGAAUUUCCGGCUCUUAUUUUAUCUUUGUCCUUCCGCUGUAGCGUUUUUUCGGAAUUUUAAUCAGCUGAAAAGGGGAAGUCGGUCUAAUCGGCGACAAAAAACUUCCAAUUGUCUGAUGUCAGUGUGGUCAGAAGUGGAAAUAAAAGGAAUACUGUAGGAUCCGGAACAGCGCUGAAAACGAAUUUCUAGACAAAAGAAAGUGAAUUUCGAAGGGAUAUGAAUAGAAACUGGGGAUAAGAAAGAGAAAGGAUGAGUAAUUUCGGGGAGAUUACUGAAAAUUUUGAACAAAGCUUUUGAAGAAACAUGACGUUCUAAUGCAGAAAUAUAGAAAAAUUUCACAUUCAGACUUUUUCGUAGGGCAGGUGUAUGCCACUAAAAAAGGUUGUAAGAAGCCUGACAGAGCCGUUGGAUGGACGGCGGACGAUCGGCGAAGGCUCGGUGGAGACUUGGCGAAGAUUUGCCACUCUUUCUAACUUUAGCUAUUACUAACGUUAGUUUUCUUCACCCUCAGUUAUUGAAGGAGAAGAAACGUUGACCCGAACGGCCGCUGACAGGAAAAGUUAUAGCGCGGAAAACUUUUAAUCGAAAUUCGGAAGUUGCACUUGGAGUACCUCUUCCGAAAAAAUAUGCUUAAAAUUUGUGCAAAACUUGAAGAAAAUCUGGCGUUAUACUCGGAGAAAAUGCUUCUCGCUCGGCUGUCAAUCUGUCGGCAAAGUAAUGCGGAUUUGUCGCAGCAAGAUGUUUCGCCGAUUCUCUCAAAUCCAAACGUUUUUUAACAAAAAGAAAUCUACAUAUUUUCUCUCAAAAAAUCCCACUUUCAGCCUACGAGUCUACACCUGUCAUAUGGCCGAAGGAGGAAUGUGCUCGAUGGAUAGGUAUUUCUCCGAAAAGGGCGCCCAUUUCUGCCAUCAAUUCCAUCCCUGGUAUCAUGCCGCCCAACCGUACACCCUCCACGUGCAGGUGGAGCGACGUCCGCGCCGCUUCAAGGACAUCGAAACGGAACGGCGCUUCCGAAGACGGAGAUUCGGAAGAGCGGCGACGAGGAAUGUCGCCGAAUUCGAGUUUGUGGCGAGGAAAAGUUGCCAAGAGACGUGCAAACGGGAUCCGGACGAUGACACGGGAUUUACAACGCAACUGCCGCAGUUUGUAAGUCUAAUUUUUUGGCGAAAAUUUUUUGAUUUUUUUGGGGAAAACGUGGUUUAGGCGUUUCGAGGUGCUAAUUUCAAAAAACGUGUUCAUUUUUUUGAACCUUAGCAGAGGGUGACCUAGGCCAAGGUGGUUGCCCAAAAUUACCCUAAAAAAUCUCAAUGCUUGAUUAUAACGGCCAAUACACUUUCUUUAGGUUAGGUCGUCAUCAAACUCACACCUAAAUAGCCCUAUCAGUCUGUCGGGCAAAUAAUGAGCAUCCUGUCGCAGUGCAGAUAGCGUCGCUGAUUUUCCCGCGACACAAUUCAUUUUCUCAGCGCCGACGCGAUUUUCCAUGCGACAGAGUUCUCAUUAUUUUCCCGACAGACAGAUAGAUAGCUUGACCUUGCAUAAUGAGGGCAAAAAAUCGCCAGAGACCAAAAAAUUUUGUUUGUUAUAGGGAGUCUUGCAUAAAGUCUGGCCUAAAAUUCAAAAAAAAAGUUUAGUUUGGCCUAAAAUUCAGCGUUGAGGCCUCCGAAAAUGUUCGUUAUAGACAGAUUUUUGUUGUACUAGUACGGUGAGGGACCUGAUCCAGUAGCAGAAAACGUACCAUCUUGCAUCCGGGAAGUAUCAAAAAUGUAGCAAAAUGCUUCCCUCUCUAACAAUAAGUGAAAAAACUCCGAUUUCAAAAGCGCGGCCGCUCUUUUUGUGAGGGAAAGGGCGCGCCCAUCAAAACGAAGUUUUUGCACUUAGAGAGUGAAGCAUUUUGCCACAUUUUUGUUGCUUCCCGAAUGCAAAAUGGUACGUUUUUUGCCACUGGAUCAGGUCUCUCACUGUAGUUCCAAAAGGUGCGCAGACUUUUUGCCGCAGGUUUUCCGCACUGUGCAGUUGACCUUUUGCACUGUGCAAUUCAAAAAUAGCCACAAUGUAAGCUUUUUACAACUAUGCACAGUGCAAAAGAACCGCAAAAAAAUUUACGCACUUUAUGGAACGAUUAGUAUAUACGAGGGUGGUGCAGAUGUCUCAUUGACUUUCAACAUGUCAUCAAAAGCCUUUCAAGUUGCAUUUCCCCCCAAAAACGAAAGAUUAUCCAUGCCCUCUCCGCCAUUUCCCAUGCCCUUUUUCCGACCUGUCACCGUUGUCAUCGCCGUCCAUCCGACGGCUUGGCAAACGUUUUAUCGCGCGCCAAACCCACGGAAAUCCCGCGGAAAAAACUUUUCGGAGACUAUCGCAUUUCACAAGCACUAUAAUACUUUGUUUUUGUUGACAAAACUUUUUGAUUCAUCUGCUAUUUGUGGACACGUUGGAGGGCUCAUAAAACGAACAAAAAUUUUUUUAUUGUUUGAAUAAGCGAUUAUAAGGGGUUUUUUGAGCGGCGUAGAAAAGUUUGCGGUAUGAAAAAGUUCACAAUUCGGGGAUUUCGGAGGAUUAAAAUGGCUAAUUAAUAAAAAAAAUUGAAGAAUUGAGGUCAAGGAUUACGUUUUGGAGGCUUAAUUCAAGUGCGUUCAUGGACAAUUGAAAAAAAAAAUUAAUUUUUUGUCUUUGAGAGCUCAGAAAAUAAUGAAAUUCACGAAAUUUUUGGGAUUAUUUUGCAAGUAAAAAAGGGAAGAGACAACAAAACAUUGGAGAUUGAAAAUGAAAUCGGCAAAAAUGCACGUCAAAGCAACAUUUUGAUCUAGAAAGCAUAAAAAGCUUGUGUGAUGACUAAAAAAGUGCCCAAAAGUCUCCGCCGAAUACACUACUUUCCGCGUCGGCAGAACAAAUGAUUUUCUGAGGCAAAAAACUGCACAUAUUCUUCUUUAUCAUGCAAAAAGAAUUUUUCGGAUAUCUUCACUGAGCGCCAAGAAAUCGACAAAAACUUUCCGUCGCAUUACUCGGAACACUCUGUAAUAGAGCAUAUAAAAACAGCAUUAGCUAAAGGUUGAUAAAUCAAAUCUCAAAUCCUGAAAGUGUUAUAUUAUCUCGCGAUUUUCAGAGGUAGAUUUUCAACGAUCUCUGCGGCCGAGAGAGUACGCGAACUGCGGAGAGCGGUCAGAGAAGAAACACUUUUCGCCGUAAAUUUGCCAAUUUCGCAUAGAAACAAUUGCUGUUUUUGUGGAAAAAAUACGCUCUACAGUAGAAUAUAAAGAAUUUUCUUUCAGGAAUGA
Bursaphelenchus xylophilus (pine wood nematode) is the source of this 6287-nucleotide messenger RNA. Lineage: Eukaryota; Metazoa; Nematoda; Chromadorea; Rhabditida; Aphelenchoididae. The record is from the annotation of a GenBank genome assembly.